AUGGAAAUGCUUUUGCAGAAGGAAAAACAACUGGAAGUUGCGGCUAAAAUUGGAAUCGAACUGCUUCAGCUCAACGACAAUCUUCGAGCCAGGAAUGAAUUUUUGGAAAGCGCACUGCAUGCUUCCACCGAUUCGAUUGUGCAAUUACGGCAUGAGCUGCAGUUGCGUUCCAAUCUACUGCAUAUCUGUGCCGAUUAUGACAACGAUUCGGAAGCUCCCACAUCCAGGCAUGCUUCUGCUGUCACUAAUUUUUAUAAAGCGCAAACAACUUGUGGCUUCUUAACAUCAACAAAAAAUUUGAAGAAGUCUUUCGUAGAGCAGGAGGAGAGGGAACGCUCAAACAUCGAUGAAUGGAUGAAACAGCUCGAUGCUGCAAAUGAAAAGGUAGACAGUUUACAGCGAAAGCUUAAAGAGAAAAGCGAUGAAUGUGCGACGCAAAACGUCGAGGUGGACCGUCUCCUCAGAGAAGUCACCCUUCGUAACAGUCGUGAAAAAACUUUAGUUAUUGAUAACGCCGAUCUUCAUGAUCAGUUGCAAAGAGCUGCGAUAGUGCAUGAGGAGCUGGAAUUGCAAAUGAUGGAGCUGCAGGAGCGGUACACAGAGGUGGUCUGCUCGUUACGUGAUGCCGAAGAAGAGCUUGGAACAUAUCGGCAAAAACAAUCCGCAUACAGGUCGCGUUUUUGGUUUUACUACAUUUGCGUUUAAUC
Molecule: messenger RNA, 707 nt
Organism: Gongylonema pulchrum
Lineage: Eukaryota; Metazoa; Nematoda; Chromadorea; Rhabditida; Gongylonematidae
Source: the annotation of a GenBank genome assembly